UGUGAACACGGCAAACCAAAAUCUCGAUGUAAGGAGUGCGGGGGGGGCACAUGCGAGCAUGGCUCCAAGAAAUCUGAAUGCAAGGAGUGCAAGAAAAAGAAAUUGUGUCCCCAUGGCAAGCCACGACCCAGAUGCAAAGAUUGUGGGGGAAGUGAUUUAUGUAUUCACGGUAGACAGAAAUCUGGAUGCAGAGACUGUGGUGGAGGCAGUAUAUGCAUACACAGGAAGCAAAGAUCUAGAUGCAAAGAGUGUGGAGGAGGCAGCAUCUGUGAGCAUGACAGAAACAGGUCACAAUGCAAGAUCUGCGGCGUAAAUAGCAGAUGUCAUCAUGAUAGGAGAAGAUCACAAUGCAAGGAGUGUGGAGGAGGAAGCAUCUGCGUUCAUGGAAGGCGAAGAUCACGAUGCAAGGAUUGCGGUGGGGGCAGCAUUUGUGUGCAUGGGAUACAGCGCUCUGGCUGCAAACCCUGUGGGGGCGGAGGCAUUUGCCAGCAUCAUAAACAGAAGUCUAGAUGCGUUGAAUGUGGAGGAGGGAGCAUCUGCGAGCACGGCAAACGACGAACUCAAUGCAGAGUCUGUGGUGGCGGAAGUAUAUGCCCUCACGACAAGCAACGAUCACGAUGUAGGGAAUGUGGAGGUGGUGGAGUGUGUAUGCAUGGCAAACAAAAAUCAGCUUGCAGGGAGUGCGGGGGCGGAGGAUUGUGUGUGCAUGGAAGACAGAAGUCUCGUUGCAAAGAAUGUGGUGGAGUUGGUAUAUGCAUCCACAAGAGGCAGCGAGGAGGGUGCAGAGAUUGCAGAGGGUCU
This is a messenger RNA of Guillardia theta CCMP2712, 801 nucleotides long. RefSeq lists its product as hypothetical. The transcript has a single exon. The annotation marks the transcript as partial. NCBI's taxonomy places the organism in Eukaryota, Cryptophyceae, Pyrenomonadales, Geminigeraceae. The record is from RefSeq and is a predicted model, not a curated record.